Molecule: messenger RNA, 2490 nt
Organism: Mizuhopecten yessoensis (Yesso scallop)
Lineage: Eukaryota; Metazoa; Mollusca; Bivalvia; Pectinida; Pectinidae
Product: lipoma HMGIC fusion partner homolog
Exons: 3
Coding region: 723-1328 (201 amino acids)
Cellular component (GO): membrane
Source: RefSeq, a predicted model, not a curated record
UGGAGUGAGCGUGUGUGUGUAGUUGUAAAGAGAUCUCAUUCAUGGCUAAGACCCUGUAUGUAAACAGAGCGUAAACCGUGUGCCCUGCUGUUUACCCUCGCCACGACGUGGACCAGCGACCGUGACGGUUGCGUAGCUAUAGUUGCAGAGACUGGUGUUCCCUAGUGAGGUGGUUGGACUACAAACACGCUUUGUCUUCUUACUCUGCCUUGAUAUUCUUCUUUCGGAAGGUCGGAGAUUAUUGCCUUUCACUGACAGAUUCUUUCUAUAGAUGACACGCGUGUGGGAGAAGGUUUUAUACAGAACUAGCUAGCUUAUAUAGAUCUGUGUUGCGCAUACGGAUUAAAGAUCAGCUGUGAUAUUGGUUUUAGAGUAUAUUUGUAUUCAAUACAAACAAGUGUGUGUAUUUCAGUCAGUUUGUUUACAGUGUAGUAAUCGUUAUGUGUGAUAAACAGGAUAAGUUGGGAAGGACAUUCGUUAUCCCUGAUAAAUGAAGAGAAACCCCAAAUAUUUUGUGCCGGUUAGGGAUUACCUUGAUAACGCGGUUAUUCGCGUGGUUUUUGGAGUUACAACACAUUUUUGUUUUCUGUGAUAAAAAAAGAAUAACUUCCGUGUCUGACUUCAAUUGAAAGUCUGUCUUUCGUACUUCUCAUUAAAUGUAACGUCCGUUACGGACAAGCGUAUUCAACGUUCCUUUGUGAAGUGUUACGUCCGUAACGAGGAUGGCUGGUCUGUCCGGAGUGGGAGUUUUUUGGGCGUUUUCGUCCCUAUUAGCGGCCCUGGCGGGCAGUGUGGGGUUCUACAUGCCGUUUUGGUUGCGGGGCUACAUGGGGGAGACACCAGUUUAUUUUGGGGUAUUCCGGAGAUGUAACUACCCCCGGAUGAACGAGUUCGGAUCUUUAGUGAUGGUUGAGCAAUGCGGACGUUAUUCCACGUUUGAAGACAUACCCAGUCUUUCCUGGCAGAUCGCUACCCUGACAAUCGGAGUGGGGUGUGGUCUCGCCAUGCUUGUGUCCCUGGUCGCAAUCCUGGCUGUAUGCAUACAGGGCAUUGUGUCACCGACUAUAGCCCGGGUGGCCGGGAUCCUGCAGCUAUGUGCGGGUAUGCUGAUAGGGGCUGGCGUAGGGAUCUAUCCUAAUGGUUGGGACAGUUCCGAGGUUCAACAGGCCUGUGGCUACACGUCACAGCCCUAUAACAUGGGGGACUGUACUCUAUUCUGGUCUUUCUACCUGACAGCAGCUGGCGCUGCAGUCACCUUGAUCGGUUCAGCAAUGUCCUGUCACGCCAGCAAACGCAAGUUCGGCCACGCCUCUUAUGCAGAUAUGUGAUGACAUCGGUCUUAAACGAAACUGCAACGCAUCAUUCAAAUGUUGACGAAUUAUUCACAGCGUUGCAUAGUGAUCAAUCAACUCUCUCGUAUGCAAUCGAUGGGCCGCUAAGAGAACAAGCAAUGUGAUCUCCACUAUGCCCGAUAAUGAUUGAAUUUUACCUGCAAUUUGAAACAAUUUCCGAUACAUUUUCAACAAUGUUUCGAUAUUAUAAUAGCAUAUACGAGUACUAUCGGUAUGCCACUGUCGUAUGUAGACAAAACCUGAUACUUGACGGAAGUAUCCGGCUGUUCCACGCAUGCGCCCUCCGCAAUAUAGGCAAAACGUGUUUUACGAAAAUGACAGAAUCUCAUCAGUGUGUCCAAAGUGUGACGGGAGACCAUUUUGGAACCAUGUUCGCGACGCGAUAGUUGUGCGUAUACGAUUGGAUUAAUUACAUCGAGGUGUACAAACCAAUCUUCUCGCUUCCAUUAAAGAAACGGAUCGAUUAGGUUCUGUAAAAAUGAUAACCUUUAUGUGCGCUGUCAUUAUGGUCACUUUUCUCAUUAUUCCGUUGAAAUGAUUACUUGGUGCUAAUAUGUGUUUCUAUAAUAUCAUCAGCGAGCCGUGUUAACAAGCUGCAUACGACAUUCUCUGGGAGGCGAGAAGCAUUAAGCGGAAAUCCGUCAAGAACACUGUAAUAUGAGGCAACACCGCGUCAGAAUUACCGAUCAAGACGAUUCGGUACAAGGAAAUCGAUUUUCCCUCGUUUGGGAAAAUUAGCAUCUAUAACGUUUAAUUACAUGUCUGGGUUGUGAAAGAUUGGAGUCCAUUUUCUCUUUGUUUGUUCGCCCCAAACAUUGAUUACACCUUCUGUGAUGCUAGUUUCUGAUAUGCCGGCAAAGGCUCUGGUUGAAUCAUCUAACAUUGAAAUUAAGUGUUUGACAUGUCAGUAAAGGCCAGAGGUCAAAGUGAAGGUCAGCUCCCUAUUUAAGAUCAACUGAAGGUGAGGGGUCACAGCGCAGUGCAUGUCACUUAGCAUGAGACUUAACUGUGUAAGGGUCGAGGAAAAGCCAAGACACUCGGGUAACCUACUAGAGAACAAGUGAGGGCUAGGGAUCAAUGUGAAUAUCAGAAAGAGACGCGUUAUAGUGUAAUGUACGGCAGUGUGAACGGCUAGAGA